Messenger RNA from Suillus discolor, 411 nucleotides. RefSeq lists its product as uncharacterized. The transcript has a single exon. The record is from RefSeq and is a predicted model, not a curated record. The coding region runs from base 1 to 411 and encodes 136 amino acids. Lineage: Eukaryota; Fungi; Basidiomycota; Agaricomycetes; Boletales; Suillaceae.
AUGCGAGGUCGUCGAUGUGGGCAGAACAGAGCCCAGGCAGCUGCCAUCCCCACUGUUGCUCCUAUCACUGUAGCUGCUGCAGCAAACGCUACAACUCUUCAAAACCCCCAUUGGCAACAGCUUCCUCUUAGAUACAGAACCAGUGAUGCAGCUCAUGCUGGUCCAGAUGAGGGCGAAAUCUUCGACCUCGAGAAUAUCUCAGGGGACAAAGAGGAACCAGGCAAUUUUCCUGUGCCCACCGCUAUGGUGCCUGCAGGCUCUAAUCCAAGCCCACUCCAGGCUGUCACCAGCACUGUUCGGACUGACCCUUUCGCCACUGGCAACCUCAAGCAGACUAAAGGGCCGACUGAUAUGACUCACUUCUACCGGAUCGAUACCGAUACUAAGGGCAAAACUUGCAUCCCUUGCUAG